Hermetia illucens (black soldier fly) is the source of this 1305-nucleotide messenger RNA. RefSeq names its product phospholipase A1-like. Lineage: Eukaryota; Metazoa; Arthropoda; Insecta; Diptera; Stratiomyidae. Gene Ontology annotation, biological process: lipid metabolic process. Gene Ontology annotation, molecular function: lipase activity. Bases 231 to 1217 code for a protein of 328 amino acids. The transcript has 3 exons. The record is from RefSeq and is a predicted model, not a curated record.
UUUAUUUCGUGGUGCUGGUGGUUAACCACUUUUACUUUAUUCCGGGUGCCAUGUUAUAAUAAAAUUUUAUAAACUAACUUCAUUAGACGUACACAAUAUUUUCCUUAGAUUUGUUUGUAUAGUCACAAAGAUAACAAGUGUAGUGAAAACACCGAAAAGUAAGUUCAAUACAAAAUCCUCAGAACUUUUCUAUCCACUGCGGAGAUUGAAGGACCAACCAUUUUAGCUAAAUGAAGAUAAACUUUGCUUUUCUAUUCUUAAUUACUGGUAUCGUCGCUUCCCGAGAUAUGGCCUUUACUGGAGGAACAGAGGAACUCGACCCUAUUUCGAAGUAUAACGCCCAAAACAACGAAAAGGCAAAUGUCAGCUUCUUGCUUUUUACUAGGAGAAAUCCUUUAAAACCAGAUGAAAUCGUUUUAGAUAAUGAAGAAUCUGUUGAAAAUUCGGAGUUUAAUCCACAAAAUCCUUCUAGAUUUCUGAUUCACGGUUGGAGGGGGGGACCUAGUGAUGUUAUCAACGUCUUAUGUCAAGCAAAUUACCUUGCUCGGGGAGACUAUAAUAUCUUCAUAGUCGACUGGUGUCCAUUAGCUUCCAGCUCCUACUUGAACGCUACGGUUAAUGUAAGAGAAGCUGGGAAGCAAGUAGCAGCAUUUAUUGAUUUCUUGCACAGGAACCAUGGACUCAACCUAGCUUCCACCUAUAUCAUUGGUCACAGCUUAGGGGCACAUGUAGCUGGGAUAACUGGAAAACACGUCAAACGCGGGCGAAUCCGUGCUAUUUUUGGCCUGGACCCAGCUCAGCCACUUUUUUCAAUUGAUAGACCAAAUGAACGCUUAGAUGCAAACGACGCAGAGUACGUUGAAAACAUUCAUACCAAUACUGCCUUCAAAGGAUUUGCAAAACCAAUAGGAGAUUCUUCAUAUUAUCCGAAUUGGGGUAGACGUCAACCUGGCUGCGGAGCAGAUUUAUUAGGAAGUUGUUCACAUGAGAGAGCUGUGAGAUAUUUUGCAGAAUCGCUUGAAGGUAGAAGUAAUUUUUACGGAGUCCAAUGUGAAUCUUAUGGUAACAUUGAGAACAUGACAUGCAAUAUUGGAGUAACAGUCAAAAUGGGAGGCGACUUACUCGACUUUAAGGGCAGCGGUGUGUUUUACGUUCCAGUUGGUGAAAAAUAUCCGUUUGCCAAGGGUAAAAUUCCGUACAUGCACUUAUUUUCUUAAGAUAGUUUUAUAGUGUGACGCUCGGAGUUUUUAUGUUAUUUCAUUAUUUUUUUUUAAUAGGAAAAUAAUGCACGAUUGUUCUGAAAUU